Molecule: messenger RNA, 2113 nt
Organism: Mauremys reevesii (Reeves's turtle)
Lineage: Eukaryota; Metazoa; Chordata; Testudines; Geoemydidae
Product: C-type lectin domain family 2 member D-like
Exons: 6
Coding region: 270-905 (211 amino acids)
Source: RefSeq, a predicted model, not a curated record
ACUGCUUCGUCCUCCGGGCUCCCAGCAGAGCGGUGCCUCCAGCCCUAGUGGUGCCCCAGGCGGCUGCUCGUUCUGCCUAUGGCUAAGGGCGGCCCCGCCACUAAGGCGGAUCCACUGCAGAGUCCGGAGCAGGGACGGGGAGCCAGGGCCAGGACCUCCACCCUGGCUCGGCUUCGCUGCUGCUGGAUCAGACCCAGUCAGACCAAGAGGAGCCAACCCUAGCCCAGCGCCUGUAACAGCAUCUGUAGCCUGAGUGUCGCUGAGAGACGAUGGGGCCAGUACCUGGGGCUGCUGAGAGCAAAGAGCCGCUGCAGGAGAGUGAUAAUAGUGAUGGACACCUGGAGACUGUUGGGGAGGCAGAACCUCGUCGUAACUGCAGGAAAUGUAACUACUACAAGAAACAUACAGUUGUGCUCACAGUCGCCCUCGCAGCCGCUGUGUUCUUAGGUCUCAUCAUGGCUGUUAGUGUCCUGGCAGGGCCGAGACCCUCAGCUGAUCUGGGCCCUCCUGUUGGCCCCACAUGCCCAGACGGCUGGAUCGGGUACCGAGGGAAAUGCUACUAUUUCUCCGAGGCCGAAGGGAACUGGACCUACAGCCAAAGCCACUGCUCUUCCCUCAGCGCCUCCCUGGCUGGGAUCGACAAUGAGCAGGACCUGGCUUUCCUGCUGCGCUAUAAAGGCAAACCCGACCACUGGAUCGGCCUCUGGAGGGACCCGGGGCAGCCCUGGAAAUGGGCCAACGAAUUCAACAGCUUGUUUCCGAUAGGACGAGGAGGUGACUGCGCAUAUCUGAAUGACAAGUACAAGGUCAGCAGCUCUCAGUGCACCAGUGAGAGGUACUGGAUCUGCACCAAACCCGAUGCGUUUACACAGGCAAAGGAGGCUGCUGCAGAAGGGGACUCAUAAGAAGAGUAUUGUAGAAUUAGUCCCAGAAAAGCCGGACUGAUCUUUUACAAUAUCACAUCUGAGCAAUUCCGGAACAUCAGGGAAUGCUCUGCGCAUCACUGGGCAGAGCAUUAUUGAUUCAGGUGAAAACCAGAGAUGCUAUUUGCACAUCUUGUUCCCCCACCCCUGCCACCUGUUUUUCCUGCCAGUGGAACCCCUGUUACACUCCUCGUAGGAUACCUAGGGCCUGGUAUGUAGGAGAAAGAGGAAAAAUGUCUGGUCACUCCCUUCCUGGAGCCAAGUGGGUUGGAAAAGGGCAGGGAGUGAGUAGGUGUGACAUUGGCAGACCAGGUACCAGCUCAUGCCAAAGUCCCCAUGUCUCAAUAGGACCCUGAGAAAUACUGAGCCGGGGUCAGGCUGGCUCACCUGUGUGUUAAAAUAGGCACUAGAAUUAUAAGAAUAUGUCUAGCCUUUAGUGAAUGCGUGUGAGCUGCUGCAGCAUUUAUCUAACUUCUUCUGACAUCCGUAUCCCACAUUGUAAGGUGAUAUUGGAGCGUUUGUAUCAGGAGCCUCUGUGACUGUGUAAAUCACCACACAGGAGAGUGAAUUAAGGCCUUAAGGGGUGUGAAGUACUGAUCUCCAGCAGCUCAGAGCACAAUGGAAGAGGUGGGAUACAAGAAGGAACUGAAUCUAUCUCGUUGCUGCUUGGAUGCUGGGGCAAGGUUUUCUAGGCGUAAGCAAGAGCUCCCCAGCUGCUUAGCCUAGGUUAGCCCUAAAUGACAGUGUUUAUUAUGGACCAGUGAUACAUAGACUGCAGCUUAUGAGCUGCAUGUGACUCUUUAAUGCAUCUCCUGCCACUCCUUGUAGCACAUAUUAAAUCAUUGUUUUAAUUAUUAACCAAUCAGGAUGCUUUUACUGUGUUAUUAGCCACUAAGUUAUUUGCUGCGAGAAUUUAUAUAAAAACUAAAUAUUCCCCUUGCCCUUCUGUUUAAAUAGGAGUAGUACUGGAGUAAAUGAAACCAUGAAUUUACAUGACUGACUCUUUUGGGUAAUGUUGAUUGCUAAUUUCGCUCCUGAACCGCUGAGCUGCGAGUAUCCCUGCUAUAGAUGCUUCUGUUACCUUUUGAAAUUUAAGAUUGUAGCUUAGUUGUGUAGAUAUGUUCACCUGCUUUAGCCUCGUAAAUAACUUAUUUCCUUCUUAAUAAAUUGUCAUAUAAUAAGACUGGCAA